AUGGCCGUAGUUGGCCAGCGUGUUGCUUCCGCUGGCAUCGUGCUUGCACUCAGGCUUCAACAGGAGAUCCUUAAGAAGACCACAGAACGUUGCAAGGCUGUCUCCCUCGAUGCUGCAAUGCCAGAAAAGGAGAAGUAUGACAUCGUGAAGGGUGUGGCGCGUGACCUUUCUAAAGUUGCAGGAGACAUAGCCAUCAGCAUGUCAACAUUGGCUGAGGAUGCAGUUGGAGUGUCUGGCCGUGUAGCAGCUGGUGUCGAUAUCAAUGCUCGUGUUGAGAUUGAGAGUCAAGCUCUGGCUAAAGCUGAAGCUAAAGCGGUUGUUGAAGCUGUUGCUGAUGCUAAAGCUCUAGAUAAAGCUGAAAAUGAAGCCAUUGCUGGGGCUGAAGCUAGUGCUGGAACUAGAGGAGAAGCUAAAGCAAGUAAGAGCAGCAGUUUCAGCGCAAGUGGCGAUGCUGGAGGAUAUGCAGGUGGCAAAACUGAUGCGGAUGCAACUACUUCUGGUGGCGGUAAGGCAGGGGGCAGUGGCAAAGCAGAUGUCGAUGCUAGUGCGGGAGCUGGAGAAGAAGCUGAAGCAAGUAAGAGCAGCAGUUCCAGCGCAACUGGCAAUGCUGGAGGAAAUGAAGGUGGCAAAACUGAUGCGGAUGCAACUACUUCUGGUGGCGAUAAGGCAGGGGAUGGCAGCAAAGCAGAUGCAAGUAAGAGCAGCAGUUCCAGCACAAGUGGAGAUGCUAGAGGAUAUGAAGGUGGCAAAACUGAUGCGGAUGCAACUACUUCUGGUGGCGGUAAGGCAAGGGGUAGCGGCAAAGCAGAUGUCGAUGCUAGUGCUGGAGCUGGAGGAGAAGCUGAGGCAAGUAAGAGCAGCAGCUCCAGCGCAAGUGGCGAUGCUGGAGGAUAUGAAGGUGGCAAAACUAAUGCGGAUGCAACUACUUUUGGUGGCCGUAAGGCAGGGGUUAGCGGCAAAGCAGAUGUCGAUGCCAAUGCUGGAGGUGGUGGCUUUAACUAUUAA
This is a messenger RNA of Miscanthus lutarioriparius, 1005 nucleotides long. The record is from the annotation of a GenBank genome assembly. NCBI's taxonomy places the organism in Eukaryota, Viridiplantae, Streptophyta, Magnoliopsida, Poales, Poaceae.